Messenger RNA from Pleurotus ostreatus (oyster mushroom), 450 nucleotides. RefSeq lists its product as uncharacterized. Lineage: Eukaryota; Fungi; Basidiomycota; Agaricomycetes; Agaricales; Pleurotaceae. The record is from RefSeq and is a predicted model, not a curated record. Bases 1 to 450 code for a protein of 149 amino acids. The transcript has 4 exons.
AUGAAUGUUGGCGAAGUCCAUGACUUCAGGUUCAAUGCAGGGAGUCACGACUUCCCAGGCAUCGACUUGCCGGACGAGCUUGCAAGAAUUCUGCAGAGUUUGACUCCCAACGCAGCACAAGCCGAGAAAGCAAACUUUACCAGGAAUAUCAAUCCUUCCAAGAUGCAACUCAAAGUCAACAACACGCUUUUCAUCUUAUCCGUCGUAGGGGUAGCCCUCGCUAUACCUCUCCAGGCCAGAGCCCCGGCUGGUAUCAUCGGGGGUGCUGCCUCUGGUGCCACUGAACUUGCUGGAAGUAUUGCCGGUGGCGUGGCUCAAGCUGGCGAAGGUAUUGGGAGCGGAGGGCUCAGCGAUGUUGGAGGAGUUGCGGGCAACGUGGGCAACGCCGCUGACAGCGGGGUCAUCGCUGUUGUGAAUUCCACCGAUGCCAUUUUCCACUCGAGCUCUUAG